This is a messenger RNA of Xyrichtys novacula (pearly razorfish), 538 nucleotides long. The record is from the annotation of a GenBank genome assembly. NCBI's taxonomy places the organism in Eukaryota, Metazoa, Chordata, Actinopteri, Labriformes, Labridae.
AUGACUGGCACUUUGGCAAAGAUCUGCAGAGCAGGAUUCCUGUCCUCUUUCAUCCUCAUCUCAUACACAGCCAUGGCAUCUUCAAUGACUCUUGAUUUAACUGAACUGAGAAACAAAGUUUCAAAGCUCAAGGUGAAUCCAAGAGGAAAUCUAUGGGCCACAGGUAAGAUAAAUAAUAAUCUGGCAAUUUUUCAUUUGAUUUUGGAUUGACUAUAAUAUGAGUGUGUUUUGUAUUAACUAGGGCAUUUUAUGGGAAAGAAAAGUGUUGUGGACAGUUCCUUGGUGGAGUCUUCUUUUGAAGAUGUAGAUGUCCCCAUUCAAGUUAAAGAUGUUAACUCUCUGUACCGAGCAGAAGAGCUGCUGGAAUGGCUCACUCACCGAUUGAAAGCUGCCGAGCUUACACAACAGAAAAAGGCACUGGACAUGUCAGUCAAUCAAUACCACUUAUUUCAUUGUCAUUUAUAUAAUAACCCAGCAACUGUCAAACUGAUCAAUUUUGUAUUUCUGUCCAUUUAGAGUGGGAGAAGAUGCUGCUUGA